AUGCGCCUGCUAUCUGUACAGGAGGCUUUGGAGAAGGCUAUUGAGGGAGGGCAUAUUGGAGCCAUCGAGCUACUCGCCAAGGCUGCAGAUGACUUCGGCAUUAAUGCGGCCUUCAGAAACGCCGCGGCGGUGAUCAGUGCAGAUACGAUGCGGCUGGUACUGGAGAGGUUCCAAGUUGACGAAUACGUGCUGGGAGAAAUUUUGGUGGUCGCAGCAAAAAACAACAGGAGUGACGUUGUCCAACUUCUGCUGGAAAGGUGUCCUUCGAUGGAGGCAACGGGACGAAAUCGAGUUUGGGGAAGCAGUCGGUUCACCAAUCCGAUCCAAUCUGCGGUCGCAAGUGCCAUGGUUGACGCAGCAGAUGCCGGUCGACUAGAUAUGCUCAAGCUUCUGGCGAAGAAUAGCGCUUCGUACGCGGGCGAAACCCUGUGUCAUGCAGUGAACAACAACCAGUGGGAAGUCCAGGAUAUGUUGCUCGAAAUAUGGGAGAAGUAUCUGAGAGAGCCUCGGAUGGCAACUGUUAUUACGAGUAUGCUGGAGCAAGCCGCAGCGGACGGCAACGUACAAAAUCUGAAGCUUAUCUUUGCCAAGUGCGGUGAAGUCGAUAUUGGCGAUGCGUUGGAGACGGCGGUCGAGAACGGUUCUGUGGAGGUGAUCAGUCUGUUGGUUGAGAAAAGCGAACCUUCUAGCGUCGUCGGGGCCCUCAUUGAAGCUGCAACCGCCGGCAAGGCUGACAUAGUGCAAGCCUUGCUUGACCAUUCCGAUCACCAAGCGGUCGAGAAGGCUCUGCGAAAGACAAUAUCCUCGAGGAACACCGAGAUAUCGACAAUGCUGCUCGCUAGAUGUGAUCCAAGUGCGCACCAGCGCAUCUUCCAAAAUGCUGCAUCGAGUGGUUCUGUUGGGGUUCUGCAACUGCUGCUGGAUGAGAUGGAACCGCUCAGUGUCCAUCGCGCCUUGACCUGUGCUGCGGCGCGGGGACAUGCUGAGGUUGUCGCUAAGCUGGUGGAGAAAAGUGAGUCGUCGGCUAUUGCGUACGCUCUUGAAUGUGCGGUUGUUGAAGGUCGGGUUUCGGUGGUGAAGGUUCUGCGCGACUAUUGUGAUUCGGCUACUAUCCGCAAUGCCGUGACGAGAGCGCGAGUUGUUGGCUACGAAGAUGUCGUCCAGCUGCUGAGCAGCAAGAAAACACGAUUGGAGUGA
This is a messenger RNA of Phytophthora sojae, 1197 nucleotides long. RefSeq lists its product as hypothetical. The record is from RefSeq and is a predicted model, not a curated record. Bases 1 to 1197 code for a protein of 398 amino acids. The transcript has a single exon. NCBI's taxonomy places the organism in Eukaryota, Oomycota, Peronosporomycetes, Peronosporales, Peronosporaceae.